UUCAAAGUGCAAGCGGGAAGAUCUCUGCCAUCUGAUUGGUUGUUCGUGCCCUGGCGCAGAGUGCUGCCUGUUGGAGUUCUAUCAGGGACUGUUAGCCUGGCUGUCCAUUACCCUGCUGGUUAUAAUGGCUGAACGGAAGAGUCUACAGAUAAAGGAGGCGUUUGAUUUGUCACAGAAGCCCCACCAGAACCAUGCCAAGCUGGUCUCCUACCUGAGAGCCACAUAUAACAAGAUAGAGGAUAAAUCUAUUUUCUUGGAAGAGUUUAUCCAUUUCCUCAAGUAUCCUCUGAUAGUCUACAGACGAGAGCCCACUGUGGAGAGAGUUAUGGAUUUUGUGGCAAAAUUUGUAACUUCAUUUCACAGCUCUGACAAUGAAAACGAUGAGGAAACCGAUGAAGAAAAUUCCCCUGUUAAUUACCUUUUUAACUUCCUACUACAGUCACACACGGCAAAUAGCAUGGCUGUGAGGUUCAGAGUUUGUCAACUGGUUAAUAAACUGUUGGUAAAUCUACCAGAAAAUGCCCAGAUUGAUGAUGAUUUAUUUGAUAAGAUUCAUGAUGCGAUGCUCAUACGUAUAAAAGACAAAGUGCCAAAUGUGCGAAUCCAGGCAGUAUUGGCUUUAGCCCGACUCCAGGACCCCACUGAUCCAAACUGUCCCGUUUCCAAUGCUUACACGCAUUUGCUAGAAAAUGACUCUAAUGCAGAAGUACGGAGGGCGGUAUUAUCCUGUAUUGCCCCUUCAGUGCAGACCUUGCCCAAAAUUGUAGGCCGCACAAUGGAUGUGAAGGAACCUGUGAGAAAGUUGGCGUACCAGGUUUUGUCCGAAAAGGUUCAUAUAAGAGCUUUAUCCAUUGCUCAGAGAGUGAAACUCUUGCAGCAGGGACUUAAUGACAGAUCAGAGGCCGUGAAAGAAGUGAUGCAGAAAAAAGUAAUUCAAGCUUGGCUCCGAUAUACAGAGGGUGACGUUUUAGAAUUGCUCCAUCGCCUGGAUGUUGAAAACUCUCCAGAAGUUGCUGUGUCUGCCCUAAAUGCAAUGUUCUCUGUGUCUCCUCUUAAUGCGCUCAUCCAAAAUUGCAAAAACAUUGAUGAACGGAAGUUGAUCCCAGUGGAGACUCUUACUCCAGAAAAUGUUCUGUAUUGGAAAGCCCUUUGUGAAUACUUGAAAUCAAAAGGAGAUGAAGGGGAAACUGCAUUAGAAAACAUUUUACCAGAGCCUGCUGUGUAUGCAGAAUAUCUAUCAAGCUACCUUCGAAACCUUCCUGUUCUCACAGAAGAAGAGCGAGCAGAUAUUACUAAAAUUGAGGACUUGAUGACAAAAGAAUUUAUAGGGCAGCAGCUGAUUUUUAUAAUAGGCUGCCUGGAUACAACUGAAGAGGGAGGCAGGAAGCGUUUGAUUACAGUUCUUCAAGAGAUACUGGUUCUGCCUAAUACUCCAACAUCUCUCAUAUCAUCUCUGGUGGAGUUGUUGCUUCGUAUUAUUAAAGAUGAUGACCGUAGAACACUAACAAUAGCAGAAAUCGUCUCUGAGCUACGGGAGCCUAUUGUCACUGUGGAAAAUCCAGCCGAUCAAACUGCAACCAGGAAACGGCAGUUGAAGCUCGCUGAUGUUAAAGUACAACUUAUUGAAACCAAGCAGGCUUUGGAGGAUAGCGUAAAUCUACAGGAUUUCACUCUCGCAUCUGAAUUAAAGGAGAAGGUGGCAGAACUGGAACAAUUGAAAACACAGCUGAUUAAGGAAGCUGAACAGCCAGAACUUAAAGAAAUACGUGUGGAAAAGAAUGACCCAGAAACACUUCUCAAAUGUCUUAUUAUGUGCAAUGAACUCUUAAAGCACAUGUCUCUUACUAAAGGACUGGGAGGAACAUUAAAUGAGAUCAUUGCAUCAUUGAUUCUUCCUGGUAUAACCAAUGUUCACCCAUCUGUAAGAAAUAUGGCUGUAUUAUGCAUUGGAUGCUGUGCUCUUCAGAACAAAGAUUUUGCUAGACAACAUCUUCCUCUACUAUUGCAAAUUUCUCAGCUUGAUGAGGUCAAAGUGAGAACCAGUGCCCUGAAUGCUGUUUUUGAUAUGCUUCUGCUGUUUGGAAUGGAAAUUCUUAAGUCAAAGCAAGAUAAUCUCAGCGAUUCUCAGUCCAAAUCUGAUGAAGAUGCAAAGGAGCUAUCCGUAGAAGAAAAUCAAGACACCUCCAAUGAAACUAAAACCAGCGAACAAGUAAAAGAAGAAAUAUCUACAGUCAACAGUAUCCUUAAACUAUUUUCUAGUUUCCUGGACAGUGAGCUCCCAGAAAUCCGAACUGAUACAGCCGAAGGCUUAGCUAAGCUUAUGUUCUCUGGAAGACUAAUCAGUGCCAAACUUCUUUGCCGGUUGGUUUUGCUUUGGUAUAAUCCUGUGACUGAAGAGGAUACAAAACUUCGGCAUUGUCUUGGGGUUUUCUUCCCUAUAUUUGCUUAUUCUGGCCGGACAAAUCAAGAGUGCUUUGAAGAGGCUUUCAUUCCAACCCUUAAAACUCUGUUUAAUGCUCCGGCUACAUCCCCAUUAGCUGAUGUUGAUGUUGCCAAUGUUGCAGAAUUAUUAGUGGACCUGACAAGGCCCAGUGAAUUAAAUACAAGGAAAAAGCAAUCUGAAGAAUUUCAAGCUCCCUCGGUACAUGACAGCUUGGCAUUGACAAUUUGUAAUGAAAUAUUAAUGGAUCCCACUUCUCCAGAUGUCCGUAUUUAUGCAAAGUGUUUAACUUCUCUGGAAUUAACUCCAGAUUAUAAUGAAGAACUGCUACUUCCACUCUUCAAUAGCAUUCUAGAGGACGUUACAGACAAAAUUUGUGAACGAGCAAUUGAAAAGGCUAAAAUGCAGCUUAAAAAUUCCAAGAAUUUAAGGGAGGAAACGCAGCUAGAACAGGAAACAGAGUGUGUCGAUGAGCCAGAAAACAAAGAGGAAGAAAGGCAAAAAGACGAAAAUGAUGUUUUUGAGGAACAAAAUGUUGAUACCCCAAAACCAAAGUCUAAGAAAGGAAAAGGAAAACAGAAAGAUGAACCUGUUGUU
Pelobates fuscus (common spadefoot toad) is the source of this 3037-nucleotide messenger RNA. RefSeq names its product non-SMC condensin I complex subunit G (gene NCAPG). The transcript has 20 exons. The record is from RefSeq and is a predicted model, not a curated record. The annotation marks the transcript as partial. Gene Ontology annotation, biological process: mitotic chromosome condensation. NCBI's taxonomy places the organism in Eukaryota, Metazoa, Chordata, Amphibia, Anura, Pelobatidae. Gene Ontology annotation, cellular component: cytoplasm; condensed chromosome; condensin complex.